AUGGCGGCGUCCGCAGUGUGCCGGGGAGCGAGCGCCGGGGCCCGGUUGCUGCUGCACUCCCGGGGUUCGCCGGCCCUGCUGAGGUCCCCUGCCCUGCGGGGCGCGGCCACUUUCGCCCAAGCCCUCCAGAACGUGCCUGAGACGCAGGUCAGCCAGCUGGACAACGGACUGCGGGUGGCCUCGGAGCAGUCCACCCAGCCUACCUGCACGGUGGGAGUGUGGAUUGAUGCUGGCAGCCGUUACGAGACUGAAAAAAACAAUGGCGCAGGCUACUUUUUGGAGCAUCUGGCUUUCAAGAUCCCCGCAACUGUGGAAAUUCUGGCAGACAUCGUGCAAAACUGUAGCCUGGAAGACUCACAGAUUGAGAAGGAGCGUGAUGUGAUCCUACGUGAGCUGCAGGAGAAUGAUGCUUCCCUGCGGGAUGUGGUCUUUGACUAUCUGCAUGCCACAGCGUUCCAGGGCACCCCCCUGGCCCAGCCUGUGGAGGGGCCCAGUGAGAACGCCAGGAAGCUGUCACGUGCAGACUUGACGGAAUACCUCAGCAGACAUUACAAGGCCCCACGAAUGGUGCUUGCAGCAGCUGGAGGAGUGGAACACCGUCAGCUCCUCGACCUCGCCCAGAAGCACUUCAGUACCGUCUCUCAUACGUACCCAGGGGAUGCUGUGCCCACCAUCCAGUCGUGCCGCUUCACCGGCAGUGAGAUCCGCCAUCGCGAUGAUGCCCUUCCCCUGGCCCAUGUGGCCAUUGCAGUGGAGGGGCCUGGCUGGGCAAACCCGGAUAACGUGGCCCUCCAAGUGGCCAAUGCCAUUAUUGGCCACUAUGACUGCACCUACGGUGGUGGCAAGAACCUGUCCAGCCCUCUGGCUGCCGUUGCUGUGACCAACAAGCUGUGCCAGAGUUUCCAGGCCUUCAACAUCUGCUAUGCGGAAACAGGGCUCCUGGGGGCGCACUUUGUCUGUGACCACAUGAGCAUUGAUGACAUGAUGUUCUUCCUGCAAGGCCAGUGGAUGCGCCUGUGUACCAGUGCCACAGAAAGCGAAGUGGUCCGGGGCAAGAACAUCCUCAGGAACGCCCUAGUGUCUCAUCUGGAUGGUACUACUCCUGUGUGUGAGGACAUUGGCCGAAGCCUCCUGACUUAUGGCCGCCGCAUUCCCCUGGCUGAAUGGGAGAGCCGGCUUUCGGAGGUGGAUGCCAGUGUAGUGCGUGAGGUCUGCUCCAAGUACUUCUAUGACCAGUGUCCAGCAGUGGCUGGAAUAGGCCCCAUCGAGCAACUCCCAGACUACAACCGGAUCCGUAGCGGCAUGUUCUGGCUGCGCUUCUAG
This is a messenger RNA of Elephantulus edwardii (Cape elephant shrew), 1323 nucleotides long. Its product is annotated as cytochrome b-c1 complex subunit 1, mitochondrial-like. The record is from RefSeq and is a predicted model, not a curated record. Bases 1 to 1323 code for a protein of 440 amino acids. Gene Ontology annotation, molecular function: metal ion binding. The transcript is spliced from 13 exons. Gene Ontology annotation, cellular component: mitochondrion. Lineage: Eukaryota; Metazoa; Chordata; Mammalia; Macroscelidea; Macroscelididae.